Messenger RNA from Botrytis fragariae, 1407 nucleotides. RefSeq lists its product as uncharacterized. Lineage: Eukaryota; Fungi; Ascomycota; Leotiomycetes; Helotiales; Sclerotiniaceae. The coding region runs from base 1 to 1407 and encodes 468 amino acids. The transcript has 5 exons. The record is from RefSeq and is a predicted model, not a curated record.
AUGGCUAUUUUAACAGAGGAUGGCAAUGAGUACGAGGUUCAGAUCGUCAACGCUGUGACAGGUCAGUCCUUCAAAGAGUAUGUCAAGCUAGGAGAUCAGAAGAUACAUGGCGACAGAGAAGCUGAGCGUUACAUUACCGCGCAUCCUGGAAUAAUGUUCAAGAUUCAGAUAACUUUGAAGACUGGUUUUUGCUUCAAACCUUUUGAUGCAGUCGAGGCAAAUCUUUACUUUAAAGGGCAGAGUACUUAUUACGGUCUAGCAGUUGUGAAUGACCCAAACCCAGGUCGUGCAUGCAGCAAACAAGAUCCGAGAAUGGAAAUCGCUUGUGUAAACAUGAGUAACUACGGUAAAAAUGUCAUCGGCGCUCCAUUUGUCUUCAAGAAAUUCAAAAUCGAUGAAAGAUUGUCGGGUCAGACUGACAUAAUCGGCGUUAAUUCUGUCGACCUUGGAAGCUUUCACGUCACACUUAAUCGUCGGAGAAUUGCCGCAACGCCAAACAAUUACCUCUCAAGAGAUACCACCACAGCCUUGUGGAAUGCCGAGAAGGUAGACACGUCGAGUUUCGAGGAACAACGGAUCACGAACUCUAUUGGGUUGGGUCAAAAUCGAAUAUCGACUAAAGAAUCUGUGGUCUCCUCCUACAAGUUCUAUACUUCAGAUCUUCUCAAAUUUAAUUUUAUCUAUCGCUUUCUCAAUCGUUUAGACGUUGUCCCUUAUCCGCCUCCCCUCUAUUACAAUCCUUGGAAAUCUCUUACUGACAUAGAGCGUCGGUGCACCUUGAGAGAACUACAGAACCUUUGCAGAUCGCGUAGAGAGUGGUCAUUAAAUUUUACACCUGAGCGUUGUGAGUCUGGAAAAUUCCGUUCUUGGAAUGAUAUGCAACCAUCAGAGAGAGAAAUUGUGUUUUGGAUCUUGCAGAAAGAACAGAAGGAAUUUUCUGCCUAUCCUCGCGAAGUGGGCAAAAUCAAACGCGAAGCUCAAGGUCCGCCGAACGCAGUCAAGCAGGAGAUUGAACUCUCGAACAAAUUUUUAACACGAAAUUUCAAGCCCAAGAUAAUCCCAAAUCAUAGAAUAAAUGAGGAGCACUCUGAUUUAGAUUACGCAGAUCUGCCCUCUAAAGAGCCGUUGGCGAAGAGACAAAAGAUCAUUCAGGAGCCAAUCGAUGUGGAUAUGAUUCAAAACUCUAAAAUCAGACAAGAACCAACAGAUUUUGGAGCAUUCGAUGAGAAGGCUAUGGUUCUUAAGAAGGAAACAGCAAUAAAAUAUGACCUUACGGAGCUCAUAGAUGCUAUAGUCCUCCUGGAACCAUCGACGCCAAGUACUAACCCCGAGGACUCAGUUUAUUGGGAGAUGACAGAAGAAGUAUUGCGACAAACUGCUGAUGAGUUCGUGCGAAUUAGAGGAUAG